Messenger RNA from Enhydra lutris kenyoni (northern sea otter), 201 nucleotides. RefSeq names its product defensin beta 134. The record is from RefSeq and is a predicted model, not a curated record. Lineage: Eukaryota; Metazoa; Chordata; Mammalia; Carnivora; Mustelidae. The transcript is spliced from 2 exons. The coding region runs from base 1 to 201 and encodes 66 amino acids.
AUGAAGCUGCUCUUUGUCAUGCUUGCCUUGCUCUUCUUUUGGGACCCAACGCUGGCAGGCUUGAAUCCACUGGCAGCAGAAAUACACAAAAAAUGCUACAGGAAUGGUAUCUGCAGACUUGAGUGCUACACAAGCGAAAUGUUAGUUGCUAACUGUGGGUUUCAGCUGGAAUGCUGUGUCAAAGGAAACCCAGACCCCUGA